AUGCCUGCACCCACAGCUUUACGGCAAAAUGCCGAAGUAGAAAUGACAGAGACGCUUGUUGCGCCUACUAUGUCAGAGCAAGAUGAGGAAAUCUUGAUCGACGCCCAAACGUCGGCAGAUCAGGUCUCUGCAGGACUCGCACCUGAGAUUGAGCCCACUCAAGACAGCGAUAUGCGUAUCGACGAAGAGGGACGGCCCCUCUUCACGCCAGCCAAAGACACUAGCAGGGUAUAUCGAGUUGAAAGCAGGAAGGUUCCUGUACCGCCGCAUAGGAUGACUCCAUUGAAGGCUAGCUGGGCACGCAUCUAUCCCCCGCUUGUCGAACACCUCAAACUUCAAGUGCGCAUGAACAUCAAGAAUCGAGCUGUGGAACUACGUACGUCACGAUUCACGACCGAUACGGAAGCCCUGCAGAAGGGCGAGGAUUUCGUCAAAGCUUUUACUCUUGGAUUCGAUGUCGACGACGCUAUCGCACUUCUCAGGUUGGAUGAUCUUUACAUACGUUCAUUUGAGAUUCGGGAUAUCAAAGCUCUCAACGGAGAGCACCUUAGUCGUGCAAUUGGACGUUGUGCUGGUAAAGAUGGGCGAACAAAGUUUGCGAUAGAGAACGCUACUCGGACAAGAAUCGUCAUUGCAGACCAGAAGAUUCACCUGCUAGGCGCAGUGAAGAAUGUCGACUGUGCCCAACAGGCCAUUGUUAGCUUGAUUCUUGGCAGUCCACCGGGCAAAGUGUAUGGGAACCUUCGUAAGGUGGCUUCUCGCAUGAAGGAGCGUUUUUAG
Molecule: messenger RNA, 780 nt
Organism: Aspergillus tubingensis
Lineage: Eukaryota; Fungi; Ascomycota; Eurotiomycetes; Eurotiales; Aspergillaceae
Product: pre-rRNA-processing protein PNO1
Exons: 3
Coding region: 1-780 (259 amino acids)
Cellular component (GO): nucleolus
Molecular function (GO): RNA binding
Source: RefSeq, a predicted model, not a curated record